CCAGACGGCUCAGUUUGAGUUUUACCAGCCGUCGGACCAGUCUGGCAGGAACCGAACAUAGUCCUUAGUCCGUCAUUGAGUCAGUCUUUCGGUACACGUUGAGCCCAGCAGGAGCAGCUCCUUCGAGUGGCCCCGGGAAAUCCGCUCCUCUGUUGCCUAACUGCAGGCGUCUGGCUGUGACUUUUCAGAGGAACCAGACUUCUGUUUGCGGAGUGUUGAAUUAUGUGGUGAUAAAUUGUUGGCAAUUUUGAGCGAUUUUAUGAGAGCUGCUGGUUAACGGCAACUGGGUGUUUUGAUAAGUGGGCUCAUCAGGGAUUUUAAAGCGGUGAAAUAUUUUCGGGAAGUUCGAUGAUUCCGGCAGCAGAAGAGCUAGAAAAAGCGGAAAGAUUGUGAGCGACGGCGUCCGGAGCAAAAGAGUUAUAUGGUUGAUGUAAAAUCAGCUGGUCCCGGGGACAUAAAUUUUUCCACACCGCAUAAAAAGGAAAUCCUGCCCGUUGCUCCUGGUGGAUUCCGGGAGGAAUUUCUGAACCAACCCAAGUCUGUCGAAGCGGGGGAAAGAACCUUGAGCUGGGUUUUUUUUCUCUGAGCCAGUGCGGGAAUAAAAUGAAAAUGUGUUAAGUAGUGGGUUCCCGAAGGUUCCCCCUGGGAGAUCGGGAAUAGUGCAGUUUCUAUCGGGUCGUGGGAUCAUUUUGUGAGUGGGUGGUGGGUGCUGUUGCAUACAUUGAGGAGUUGUGGUGGUGAUAAAGACAUUAAAGUGUGCCCGGAAGGGGUUUCUAGCAUUCUUUCGAGCUCAUUCUUGUAAAAUAAAGUGAAACUAUCUGGGGUAAAGUUUUUAAUCUGAGGGUUAAAGAUUCCAUGAGCUAAGAAAAGUGCAUCUUGGAAGUCAAAUUUUUCUCUCGAUAUCACAAUAUCGUACCAAGGAUCAAUUUCAAAGGUUUCAACGAGCGCCCAUCAGCAAUGAAUAACCAAACCUACCACCGGCUGGAAGUUUCCAUCAAGACCUCCCUUUUCCUCCUUUCCCCGGAAACCUGUCAUUCGAAUCGAUGGACCGCAGGCUCGUUAGCCGUGGAGGAACUUCCUACUGUCCGUACAGUACCGAUUCGAGCUCUUCGACGCAGUCGUACGUAGUGCGGCCCUUCGACACCAUCCGAGCGCUGCACGAAACAAUCGUAUCGCUUCGAACGGCACUCGAAGAAAGCCGACGCGAGAACGAUCGGCUUCAACAGCAGAUCAACGUUCGGGAAGUCGUUGACGAAGGAAAGUCGGCUCGAACGCAGCAAGAAAGAGCGGAACGAGUUUUGAACACCAGUGUAGAUGAAGUAGAAGACGUUAAAGCGGAUCGGAAAUCGAAGCGGCCUAAAAGGCGAAAAGUUAAAUUACCACCUGAAGAGCCGGACCAGUUGAAAGAGGAAGAGGAAAGUUCUCCAACAGAGCAAUCUCCAGAACCCACGAAGUCGGAAUCACCUCGUAAGAAACAUUCCGCAAGGGAUGCCUCAAGUAGUGGAGGUCAUCAGAAAGUUUCUGUAGUUCCGGAUAUUCAGAUCGUUUCACAUCCCAGUAGUGGUCAUUCCGCAAUGGCUUCGCGUAUUGACGUCAAAAUCAAGGUCUCUUCCAACAUCAACGUAGAUGGGAGCAGUUCGGAGGCGGACAGCUCUGAAACCGCCAAGGAAGAGGAAGUCCCGCAGCAACAGGAGCAGAAUUCUUCGGACACUCCCGACGAUGAGGAUAAAACAAUCGGAGAAGAAGAUGAGCAACAGGAAUCGGACGAAAAAGUCACUGUAAAGGAAGAGUUCAUCAAGGGAGAUGCCUCCAACCUGAAGAUCAACUUGACCAAUGAAGAAAACCUUAGCGUGAGGAAGUCAACCGAAGGUAUCAACAUUCGACAGACGUCUUCGGAGAAUCUACACGUAGACGUCGAUCAGCAAAGCAACGCAUCAAAUUCGGAAGGAGACAAUUCGGUUUUCACCGAAGAUGUCACCACACCAGUUGAAGGUGAUCAAGAAGGCGCUACGGGAACUACUGCACCGAAACCCGUGGUACGGUCAAUCAUGAAGAAGAGCGAAUCGGAGAACCAGGAAGAAGUUGACGAUAUUGAGCUUAUAUUCUCGUCGGACGAUCAAAAGGACAUCCUCCAGGAGGAUUUGGUCUCCAUUUCGGACUUCGAACCGUGGCAGGAAGCUGGACAAUCGGGAACACCGGUCCUAACCAACUUCAAGAACAUCCCUUCGGAUCAGGAGUCCUUGAGCAAGAAAAGCUCGCUAGAAACUUCCGAGUCCCGAAAGCAGAAAAGCCUAGAAAGCCAGGAUUCGUUCGGUUCCGAAAACGUUAAAAAGAGUUUAGAUUUCAGUGCAAAAUCAUCCAGCCUGGAGAAGGACUCCAGUCUAGAAUACGGUGCAGGGGAAGUGAAACGGGAUGAUAGUUUCGAUGUUGGAGCUACCAGUGGUUGUGGAGCGAGUGCUUUAGGAAAACGAUGGACCAACUACAAUGUGCUGAUUGAAACGGACAUCAGUAAAUGUGGAAUAGCUGAGGAAAACAUUCUGGAGAUGGGACGACGGAAUACCUGCCCAAACCCACCGGCUUAUAGACCAAUCAUUCACUCGAUGUCCCGGUCUCCGGCGGCUGCCAUCCCCAACCGAAGUCCGCUGGCGGUGAAGUUUUCGCGAAGUCCGCGAACCUACUCGCCCCACCAGUAUCUGCCGCCGGGAAAAACUCUUUGGACGGUGACGUCUGCUUCGGAAGUUCCCGGUGGAGGUCAAGCGUGCGCUUCAACAGGAACUGCUGCCGAUGAGGCCAAACGGUCCCGGGCAGCUCAGACCGAUAUUACGGCACUCUCGCAGCAGUGGCGAUCGGAGACGCACCUCUCCGGGACGGAUUUGGGGGCUGGGUUGUAUACGUUGCCUUCGAAGUUUGUGCCACCAUCUGUCGGUGGGAUGAGGAAGUACACGUUGCGCCCAUCGGAUAAGACCCAGGAGGCGCGCCGGGUGCUGCUGAGUGACAUCAACUUCACCAGCAUGGUCCCGGAGCUGUCCCGAUCGGCGGACCAUCUCUGUCAGCACCAGCAGCAGGACCCCCAGGGAGGACCGGAAGGAGAUGGCGUUGGGGACCGGGAGGAUCCCGAGGAGAACGCCGAGAACCGAUCGCCCAACUACUGCAAGGGCAAUCUGCUGCGGACGCCGGAAACUGUCAAAGGGAUCCCUCCGAGCUACAGCAUGACAUCUCCGGGUGUUUCCCAGUGGACCGUUAACGAGAGUAGCAUCGCGACGCAGACAACCCAAACCGAUGCCGCCUAUUGGGCCGACCGAGGCGAUUCGUUCGAUUCCUCUAAAAGCUACUCACUUGGAUCGCGAUAUUCGACACUGAGCAAACAUCAUCGAUCCCGGAGUGUCCCCUCGAUUCGGUGUGCCAUCUGCCGGCAGAGCCACCAAUCGACGGCCCUCAGACCCUCGGAAAGUAUGCAUUAUACACCGCGAGUCACAUUCCAGGAACCGGCGCACAAAAUCCGAGGAUCCUUGCCGGAUUUGAGACAUGACUGUAACUGUCCGAGACGAUAUGGUGGUCCCUCUCUUUAUAGGAUCCACGGAGAUUCUGGGGGAUCCACGGAUAGUUUGUUGGAGGAGGCUGAGGAUUUCAUGAGACGAUCGAUUGAGGGAAAUAUCAUGAUGGAGGAUCCAGGUGGCCAUUGUGAGCCUCCUCUUCCACCGGUUCCAAUUCAUCACGUCGCCACCGGAUCGGCCAAACAUCGACGAUGCUCGGAGAACGACAUUCAACGAGAUUACAUCCCCUCGAAACAGGCACUGCCAUUCCUGCCAAAAACCGCCAAAUGCCUGAAGCCGGGCCAUCUGGCCAAAGUGAUAGCCCGGAAUGGGCGGGUGGUGGUCGGUCGGGUUCGCUAUAUUGGACCGCUGCUGAGUGCUGCUUCUGGUGGGGGCCUCUCGGAUGUGGAUUCGGUGGAGGAUAGCUACGUGGGACUGCAACUGCCGAACAAUCUGGGGGAUUGCGACGGUACCAUCGAUGGGAAGAAGUUCUUCAAGUGCGAACCUCAACACGGCAUCUUUGUCCCGUUCAAGAAGGUCGUCAUGGCAUGGAACUCCUAAGUAGCAUCCUAGAGGGGGUGGGGAGCGGCAGGACACACUCCUUUCCCAAUCUCCAACCUGCUCGAGCGUUAUUCAACCCGAGCGAGUCACAUGGCGGAUACUGCGACUGAACCGGAACGACAAACAACAAACUUUAGGUACAGUUAGAUCCGUCGGCGGCGAGGUGCACUAAAACUGUGAAAGGAAAGUUAUUCGGAAACUGUGGAAGGAAAAGGAAGGCUUUAAAUUUUCAACUCAGUAUUUGUUGCAGAAAUAAAGUGGAACAUUUGGAAUGGAAUAUUCUAACCGAUAAACAGGGAACAGGAACGUUAAAUGGAGUUUUUUUUUCGGAAUGGCUUAUAUUGUAGAAUGGGACUGUUAAACUAAAUUGUCUCUAUAGGAUUUACUCUUUGACUAUCAAUUGAUGAUGAAAAUAUACUCAUGAAUCUUUAAACGAGCAGCUUCAAGGAUUGACUAAAUAAACAGAAGUAGGGUUUCCAGAUGCAAACAAAGCUUUAGAAAAUACAACAUCAAAAUAAUAUAAAAACAAUAGAGAACUAUAACAGUGAAUGAAAAUUCUAUAUAAUCAUUAUAAAUACUUUCAACAGAAAACAAUAAGCCUAACAGAGAAGUUUAAAAACAAAACUGAAUCAACAGGAAAACCCCUUUGUAAAUUGUUUGACGUUUUAUUGCUAAGGCAGAUGAAAAUACAAAAAAAACUAGGAAGCGAUCAGCCUAAAUGUUAAAUGUUGAUAAAUGUGAUUAACGAGCUAGAUUUUUCACUCUAUUGAAAAAGAAAAAUCGAAACUAUAAGACGGAUACACAACACGAAAAUACCUACAACAUUAAGUUUGACAGUAAUCCAAUUCAAAGGAAAGAAAAUUUAGAUAAAUCAUUGGGACGUUCUGAUAGAUGACAGAUAUUUUUGUAUAACUGUUCAAAUGAUCCCGUUGAAGAUUUUUUUAAAUUUCAAUUCGACAAAUUGAAAAUCAAUAACUUGCUUUAUAAUUUUCGUCAAAUUCAAACAAUUUCCUUAUCUGCGAAUCUGGUCGACAACACCAAAAGUUUUGGAGAAGUUCUGACCAAAUAACUAGAUUUCUGUAGUCGACCAUCAAAUCUAAAUUCCUUAAUCUAAAUGCUAGUCAUUUCAUCUAAUGAGUGUGAUAUACCGGAUAUUUUCCACAGUUCAAUCAGUUUUUCCUCCCCGAAAAAAGUAAAUCACAAGCCUUAAUUUUGCCUACCGUUGGAAAAAAAGUUAUAAAUUUAAAAAUCAAACUGAUAAAACCACAAAAUAUUAUCUAGUCAAGAGUCAAUCUAACGUACUGUAAUAUUGUUGUAUUCUUGAAUGUGUAACUGUAUAGUUCUAAAUUAAAAACAAAACCCAAGUGUUAAGAUUGUACUAUUGAUUUAUUUCUAUGGAUCGUUCUCUAAACUGAGAAACGAAAGAAGCUGUAAGAAUCUUUAACAUAUAUGUAGUUAUUCACAUAGCGAAUCAAGUGUGUGUUGAAUAUUUUGUUCAUAAGAAAAACGCAAAUCAACUGCUAUGGAUUGAACUUUAGAUAAGCAAAUCGGGGUAGAAAAUGACUGGAGAAAAUGGUGAGGACAAACUUAUUUCGGACGGAAUAAACUACGUACAUAUAUUGUAUCA
Molecule: messenger RNA, 5721 nt
Organism: Uranotaenia lowii
Lineage: Eukaryota; Metazoa; Arthropoda; Insecta; Diptera; Culicidae
Exons: 7
Coding region: 1044-4094 (1016 amino acids)
Source: RefSeq, a predicted model, not a curated record